Molecule: messenger RNA, 3477 nt
Organism: Micropterus dolomieu (smallmouth bass)
Lineage: Eukaryota; Metazoa; Chordata; Actinopteri; Centrarchiformes; Centrarchidae
Product: scavenger receptor cysteine-rich type 1 protein M130-like
Exons: 16
Coding region: 1-3477 (1158 amino acids)
Cellular component (GO): membrane
Source: RefSeq, a predicted model, not a curated record
AUGACUGGCCAAGAUGUCCUUACUAUCAAGGAGUCUGCACAAGGUCUCCAGAUAGAGGAAGAUGAUACUUUCAAAGAGAUUGAUGAAAUCCGCUUGCUGGGAGGAUCCAGCCGCUGUUCUGGUUUGCUGCAGGUGAAGAGCCAGGGAGUUUGGAGAGAAGUGGAUGACCGUGGCUGGGACCUGAAGUUAGCAGAUGAAGUUUGUAGACAGCUGGACUGUGGUUCUGCGGUUCAGGCUUCGUCAGCAUCACCUACAUCUUCAUCUCCAUGGAGCAUCCCACCUUCCUGUCUUAACUCUAAAUCUAGACUGAGGAAAUGUUUGACAAAAAGGUCAAAGACUUUUUCUGCCAGUUUGGAGAUCAUCUGCUCAGACUCUGUCAGGCUGGUUAAUGGGACUAGUCUGUGUUCAGGCAGACUGGAGGUGAAGUCUAACCAUUUGUGGUCCUCAGUGUGUGAAGAUGACUUUAACCUGCAGGAUGCAGAGGUGGUCUGUAGGGAGCUUGGCUGUGGGGCUCCUUCAGUCCUCCAAGGGACUGUUUAUAGACAAAUGCGAGUGCCAGUGUGGACCAAAGAGUUCCAGUGUGGAGGCCAUGAGUCUGCUCUCCUGGAUUGUCAGAUUGACAGCUCAGGCUCAGCUAGAGACACCUGCUCAUCUGGCAAAGCUGUUGAACUCACCUGCUCUGAGCCCGAUAAUGUCCGGUUGGUGGGAGGAUCCACUCGCUGUGCUGGUGAACUGGAGGUGAAACAACAGGAAGAGUGGGAAAAGGUGGACGACCAAACGUCUGGCUGGAAUCUAAAGACAGCAGAUGUUGUGUGUGAACAACUGGACUGCGGCUCUGCUGUUUCUACAGGUUUGAGGAGGAGUGACUUUUAUGGAUAUAUAUGGCGGAUCAGAUCAACUUGUCUUCAGUCCAAGUCUGCAGUUAGGGAAUGUGUAUUUACAAAGUCUGGAACUUCAAAUUUAAACCUGGAGCUCAAGUGUUCAGAGUCUGUCAGGCUGGUUAAUGGGACUCGUCUGUGUUCCGGCAGACUGGAGGUGAAGUCUAACCAUUUGUGGUCCUCAGUGUGUGAAGAUGACUUUAACCUGCAGGAUGCAGAGGUGGUCUGCAGGGAGCUUGGCUGUGGGGCUCCUUCAGUCCUCCAAGGGGCGCUCUAUGCAGGAGUAGAGGGGCCCAUGAGGACCAAAGAGUUCCAGUGUGAAGGCCAUGAGUCUGUUCUCCUGGACUGUGGAAGCUCAGGCUCAGCUAGAGACACCUGCUCAUCUGGCAAAUCUGUUGAACUCACAUGUUCAGAGCCUGAUGACGUCCGGUUGGUUGGAGGAGCCAGCCGCUGUGUCGGAAGACUUCAGAUGAAACACAACAGAGAGUGGAGAGCGGUGGCAGUUGACUUCUCUAACUGGGACCUGAUGUCAGCAGCUGUAGUAUGCAGGCAGCUGGACUGUGGCUCUGCUCUUUCAACAGAAAGAAGAGAUGAUUUGCACAACCAAAAAGCAUGGAUAAUUGCAUCUCCCUGUAGUCCGUCUGAGUCUGCAGUCAGAGAGUGUGCAGUGUUAUCACCUUUGACACGUUAUUAUAGCCCGAUUCUCGGUUUGGAAGUCACCUGCUCAGAUAUUCUGGCUCGGCCAAACAUCUCCUUCUCUACCUACACUGACGGGGAUUCUGAGGCCAAGCAGCAGGGGCUUCAGGUGCUCAUGGGCUCCAACUUCACCAUCAGCUGCUCCAUCCUGCCACAGUAUCCAGGAGGCUCCUUCCAGCUUAUCUUCACCUCCUCCGACAUAACACAGAACUACACCUUGCCAGCUGUCAAUCACUCUGCCCAUUUCCUGUUCUCUGCUGCAGACCACACCCACCAAGGGAACUACAGCUGUGUUUAUCACAUCUAUGUUUUCUCCCACAACUUCUCUUCUGAGAGCCAGCCACUCCAUCUCACUGUCUCAGAACCUGCAGAAUCCAUUAGUGUGACUGCAGGGGAUUCAGCCACAUUGGAGUGCAUAAUUUCUGGUAGCCCAGACCUCAAAGUGAAGUGGUUUAAAGAUGGGAAAGAGAUGCCGGGGCAACAGGCUGCUGAGAUUGAUGAUAUCCGCUUGCUGGGAGGAUCCAGCCGCUGUUCUGGUUUGCUGCAGGUGAAGAGCCAGGGAGUUUGGAGAGAAGUGGAUGACCGUGGCUGGGACCUGAAGUUAGCAGAUGAAGUUUGUAGACAGCUGGACUGUGGUUCUGCGGUUCAGGCUUCCUCAGCAUCACCUACAUCUUCAUCUUCAAGGAGAAUCCCGCCUUCCUGUCUAAAUUCUAAAUCUACACUGAGGAAAUGUUUAACAAAAAGGUCCAUGAUUGUUCAUACAAAUUUGGAGAUCAUCUGCUCAGACUCUGUCAGGCUGGUUAAUGGGACUCGUCUGUGUUCAGGCAGACUGGAGGUGAAGUCUAACCAGUCGUGGUCCUCAGUGUGUGAAGAUGACUUUAACCAGCAGGAUGCAGAGGUGGUCUGUAGGGAGCUUGGCUGUGGGGCUCCUUCAGUCCUCCAGGGGGCGCUGUAUGGAGAGGUGGAGCCCCCAGUGUGGUCAAAAGAGUUCCAGUGUGGAGGCCAUGAGUCUGCUCUCCUGGACUGUGGAAGCUCAGGCUCAGCUAGAGACACCUGCUCAUCUGGCAAAGCUGUUGAACUCACCUGCUCAGAGCCCGAUAAUGUCCGGUUGGUGGGAGGAUCCACUCGCUGUGCUGGUGAACUGGAGCUGAAACAACAGAGACGGUGGAGAAAAGUGGACGACCAAACGUCUGGCUGGAAUCUAAAGACAGCAGAUGUUUUGUGUGAACAACUGGACUGCGGCUCUGUUGUUUGGACAGGGCAGAGGAGGGGUAACUUUUACGGACAGUUCCGGUGGAUUACAGCAAGUUGUCUUCAGUCUGAGUCUGCAAUAAGGGAAUGUGUAUCUACAAAGUUUGACUCUUCACUUUUUAACCUGGAGCUCAAGUGCUCAGAUAUUCUGGCUCGGCCAAACAUCUCCUUCUCUACCUACACUGACGGGGAUUCUGAGGCCAAGCAGCAGGGGCUUCAGGUGCUCAUGGGCUCCACCUUCACCAUCAGCUGCUCCAUCCUGCCACAGUAUCCUGGAGGCUCCUUCCAGCUUAUCUUCACCAACUCCAACACAACACAGAACUACACCUUGCCAGCUGUCAAUCACUCUGCCCAUUUCCUGUUCUCUGCUGCAGACCACACCCACCAAGGGAACUACAGCUGUGUUUAUCACAUCUAUGUUUUCUCCCACAACUUCUCUUCUGAGAGCCAGCCACUCCAUCUCACUGUGUCAGGUCUGAUGAUCAGACUGGUUGUCCUAUUGCUGAUUGUGGUCUUAAGUGCUGCCCUGUUUUUCUACUGCAAGGCGACCGAAGAGCAAAUGCCCAGACGAGAGGACAACAUUGAGCUGGAUCACUUUGGUGGUGCUGAAGACCGGCUGGGUGAAGAGGCAGGAGCCCGGGGAACAGAGUAG